Hippocampus zosterae (dwarf seahorse) is the source of this 1696-nucleotide messenger RNA. It is a transcript of the gene mtfr1l, whose product is annotated as mitochondrial fission regulator 1-like. The coding region runs from base 282 to 1232 and encodes 316 amino acids. Gene Ontology annotation, biological process: aerobic respiration; mitochondrial fission. Lineage: Eukaryota; Metazoa; Chordata; Actinopteri; Syngnathiformes; Syngnathidae. Gene Ontology annotation, cellular component: mitochondrion. The transcript is spliced from 8 exons. The record is from RefSeq and is a predicted model, not a curated record.
CGUGAUACAAAACUAUCAUCAAUCCGUCAGCGGAAAUUGAGUACCGGCUUCCGGCAAUGAACAACAACACACAACCGUGAAAGACGAAAAGGAGAAACUACGCUUCAAACAAAAUCCACCCAUUGGAACCUCUCGGCUUUCGUUUGGCAUGCUCUGACUAAUCUCCAAUUUACAUCCCGAGAGUUGUCAGAUUAACGUGGCAUCUGUUCAGUGAACUGCUCAUUCUUGAGCCACUAAGAGCACCACAGCGUCGGUGCUCCUCGGCAAGCUGAGACAUCACCAUGGAAACCCAAACAGACGUUAUUCCUAUCUGGCAGAACAAGCCUCAUGGAUCCACUCGCAGUGUGGUGAGAAGAAUAGGGUCCACUCUCCCGCUCAAGCCCCCACAAAGGGCGUGUUUUCAGGAACUACCUGGCCUUUCCGCUCUUCGCCCUAUGGACGGCCCCAUGGUACCCACUUUGGCAGAUAUUGCCUGGAUUGUUGCAGAUGAAGAGGAGACGUAUGCCAGAGUGCGGAGUGACAGUCGCCCCCUCAAACACGAAUGGAGGCCCACGCCGCUCCUGGUGCUACACAGGAACUCAUCUGUGCCCAACUUCCGACGGGAGGGCAAGCGGGUGGAGGGCCUGAGGAAACCUGGGGUAACUGCACUAAACCGCACCACCGCCUUGCAGGAUGAGCUGAGCAGACUUCGGGCACAGAUUGCAAAGAUUGUGGCUGGUGAUACUGGUUCCAACCCCUUGACUCCUGACCUGCUCUCCCCCGAUGAUACCAGCAUGAGCUUUUCUAUGGCGCCCUUCGAGGCCGCCCCCUACCAGCCGGCGGCCACAGCGGCCGCCUCCUUCGUCAUCAGCGACGUCACCGAGGAAGACGAAGAAGAGUUGGAGGAGCAAGACGACGACGACGACAAGGACAUGGUGUCUGUGGUGUCGGAGCUGGUCCCCGACCCCCUGCCGCCGGUCUCCAUGACGGCGUCGGCCACCUUUGACCUUGACAGGCCCAGCAUGGACUACCGCGAGGCGGAGGAGGACACAGUGUCGCUGUCCAAGUCCACCAGUUUUGCCGACGUGAUGGACAUCUUGAAGGACAUGAACCGAAUGAAGAUGAAUAAAGACAGAUAUAACAGAGGCUGUACGUCCUUAAGAGAGGAGGACUCUGCUUCUCUGAUCUCCGAAGCUCUAAGGAAAAAGUUUGUCCUGAAAGAGGAAGACAGCGUCGCCGUGAAGCAGAAGUAGUUCACCCAGGCUUGCCGUUCCUGCUACUCCAUGCCUUUUCCCAAGAACUGCCAUGGACUACAGCCUUCCUCCUCAGACCUCAACGCAGUAGUUGCCUGCUGCCAGUUCGUAAACAAAUCUGUAUCAUAUAUCGCCUAUUUCUUGCUCCGUUUUUCAGAACAGUGACUCAACAUAUUGAUUCAACUGAGGAGUGAGCAGUGGUCCCCUUUAAGGAGCACUUUGUACCCAUCCAGCAUUGAAAAAGGAGGGUUUUUAAUUCGGAAAUUUUCCAGUUCUGUAUCAUACUUGAAAAACGUUUGCGAGUACACACAACAAGUUUAAAGUCAAUGUACACAUUUAGCCUAUGUUGUCUAAAGCAGGGGUGGGAAACCUUUGAGCCUCAAUCAACCCACUAGAUUCACUUACACAUUGGGGAGUCCACAAAAUAAUUUGCAAUCACCUAUUAUAUAGUAUAACUUUUUUUU